UAUUUUUAAGUUUUCGAAUAUUUUUAUUGCAAAAUUUGUAUUGUGUUUGGUUCCAAAUUGUUUGUGAGGGAAAACUGUAAAAUUAAUAAAUUUAAAUGGCAUUCAGCAAUAACGGUAUAGAUUUUGAUUUUCUGCUCACGGAGGAUUUCCUGCUUUUUCUCGAUCUUUGCCGUGAUCCCAAUCAAGUCUUCAGACCCAACUCAGACGAAAGCUGCUUGGCACAAAAUUGGUUGGACAAGCUGUGCCGUUAUGAGUGCGCCGACUUGGAAGAGCGACGAUUGCGUAACAUUUACAUGAGCUAUUUGUGCUGCUGCCUCAUAGAGGGUGUUUUGAAAGGACCUUUCGCAAAUCAGCCGAAUAAUGGACGCUUGCAAAUGACGAACUUUAACGCCACGAAGAAGCAGGCACUCUCUUGUCCCGUUGUGUGCAAAGAAAGAAGACACUCGGUAUGUGAGGAUUCGAAAUCCAUUCGCUUUUCAGAUAAUUGCGAACAACAACAAUUGGGCAGUUGCUUUAGUAAUGCCAUCAAUGUAGGCGGUAGCGCUAAUUGUGAAGUCAUGCGUUGUCCACCCGAGGUACGAUUUGGUCCGAAUAUAAAAUGCGAACCGGAUAGUACGAAUGGUAGUAGUACGAAACGUUCGUCGGCCAAUGUUUUUAGCAAUUAUAUGCUUCGUGAAAUUACAUCGCCGAGUGCAUAUAAUUCAUUUGCGUCCCACCGUAACAGUGGACCGUGCGAUUUGUGUGAGAAUUACGAUCCCUAUGCACAUGCGAAGGAGUCCCUGCGGCAGGAUGUGGCCGCCCUACUGGAGGCUAUCCAGGGAGAGUUGAGCGGUUACGUCGAGAGUGGCUGCAAUAAGUAUUUGGAAAGUGAGUUAUUGCGUUAUAAGAAUUUCAUCAUGAAUUUCUCGAGCAUCGCUUGUGUUCUGAAUAAUUUGAAGUCGCAGCCGGCGCUGCGUUCGUUUUUGUUAAUUAAUUUGCAAAAUGAUUUAAUCAAAUUAAUAAGUGAUGGUUGCAUUUAAAUGGAAGUUCUCAAGCCUCAAGCCUCAAGCCUCGUGGAUUUUCACUGAAAAAAGGAACUCAUUUUUUCAUCUAAAAUUAUAUUACAGUUAUGUUUUAAAAUUCUUUGAUGUUCUCCAUGUGAUAAAGUGGCCUUUAUAUGUUCAUAUGGGACAUCACUUAGUGUUUUUAAAAAUAAAUAUUUCAACGUGAGUUUCACUCUUAAUCAUUGACAAA
Molecule: messenger RNA, 1233 nt
Organism: Ceratitis capitata (Mediterranean fruit fly)
Lineage: Eukaryota; Metazoa; Arthropoda; Insecta; Diptera; Tephritidae
Exons: 2
Coding region: 96-1019 (307 amino acids)
Source: RefSeq, a predicted model, not a curated record